AUGGCCGUCCACAACACCAUUGACCAAGAGUUCCCCUGCUCAUUAACAAUCAACGUCCCCUUCCCGACCCCGCGCCUAGCCACCGUUGCGCACAAAGCCCUCGCCGUCGACCAAGAACUGUCUCCCCUCGUCCGUCGCACCUUCUCCAUCGAUUCCGACUCACCGAGUGACGCCGGCGCCGGCGCUGCUUCCGUCCUGCGCGUACACUACAAGGCCACCACAAACCGCAUGCUUCGCGUGGCCGUCAAUGGCCUCAUGGAGAGCCUGAACCUCGUUGUCGAGGUCAUGGAGGAGCUGGAUGUUGAUGUUUUGGAACACAACCGGGUCUCUUCGCAAUAA
Molecule: messenger RNA, 339 nt
Organism: Colletotrichum tamarilloi
Lineage: Eukaryota; Fungi; Ascomycota; Sordariomycetes; Glomerellales; Glomerellaceae
Exons: 2
Coding region: 1-339 (112 amino acids)
Cellular component (GO): EKC/KEOPS complex
Source: RefSeq, a predicted model, not a curated record